Molecule: messenger RNA, 2615 nt
Organism: Cydia pomonella (codling moth)
Lineage: Eukaryota; Metazoa; Arthropoda; Insecta; Lepidoptera; Tortricidae
Gene: AQP
Product: aquaporin-11
Exons: 8
Coding region: 286-1266 (326 amino acids)
Cellular component (GO): cytoplasm
Molecular function (GO): channel activity
Source: RefSeq, a predicted model, not a curated record
CCCAGGGAGAUCCGAUCCGUAGUUCGGCGUCGGUGGCGUCUAAAUUAAGAUCGCCUUCGGCCGGCCUCGGCACGCCAAGAUGCUCGCGCGCACACAGAACCGCCUCUCUACAAAAACCAAACGUAGUACAUAUUAUAUUUUUUUCUCGAAUUCGAAUUUUCCCAACGUAAAACGAAAUUUAACUGUGAUUUGUGAUAACUUCUCUAGUAAAAAGACAUUGUUAUAAUGUCUGUGAAGUGAAAUCGAAGUGUAAUUUCUUUUGAAAAGUGAAGACGGCUUAGCAAAAUGAAGUUCACAAUAGAUGUAUUGGGCAUAUUUCUAAAAGUAGUAAUUAGGGUAAACAAAGUAACCUUCGCCCCCCUAGUGGUAUCAACCCUCUUCAUCCUCCUAACGUCACUGCUGGCGCAUUGCGCGCGGCGCCUGGUGCAGAAGCUAGUGAAGGAAUCAUUUGUUCGCGUUCUGUUAGAAGAGGCCAUUGCUGCUGCGGAGUUAUGCGGCUGUUGCUUUGAACUUAUUAUUGUGGCAGACAACUUUGGCGUGGGCACGUACGCCAUUUUCCUGUUCGCGCUCACAAUCUGGUGGUCGCUCAACUGGGGGGAGGCGACGGCAUGUCCGUACACCCAUCUUGAAGAUAUCAUUGAAGGCAAAGGCGAUGUCCGCAAAGCCUUGCUGAAGACCUGGGCGGAGCUCGCUGGAGGCCUGCUCGUGUUCAAGUACGUCCAGAUGUACUGGGCCCUGGAGAUCUCCGAGACACACAAGGACAAGGCGUUUGAGGACUGCAAGGCUGAUUUGCAGGUACCAGUUUUAUACGGUGCCGUGGUGGAAGGCAUAGCGACGUGCCUCUGCCGCCUCGCUUCCAAAAGUCUGGGAGACCUCAACCCUCGCUUCGCAACCGCCAUUGAUUCCUUCAUUGGGACCUCUCUAGUCGUUGCUGGAGUCCUCAAUAGGCACACGGUAUUCGUCUACCGCUAUCAGGACAAUUUUAGUGCCAAUGACGACCUAAGCGUGUCCAUCUUUUGCAAAGUGCAUUUAGGAAAAGCAUUCGAUUAUUCCGGCGGCUACUUCAAUCCAGUCCUAGCGACGUCGCUGAAGGCCGGUUGCGAUGGACACACUCUUCUAGAACAUGCUGUGGUCUACUGGAUCGGCGCCUGCGCUGGCUCCGUCCUCUCAGUGUAUGUGUACAAGCUGCCGGCCAUCCAGAAAUACCUUGCCCCUAGCAAUACUGAGGCUAAUGGUGACAGCAUUUGGGAUAACAAGGAGGAUUAAUUCUAGAGCCGAUUUCACUAAAGAGUACCUACGUAUUUAAUCCAAGAUGAACCGCUAAAAUUAUGGUAUUGUGUCAGAAAUCUUUCAGAAUAAAAGUUGUUAACAUGAACAAUAAUAAAGCAUACCAGAAAGAAUUUUAUCGCACAAGUUAAGAGAAAUAUCGUUCAAUUGACGACCAGUCUGGCCUUGUUGGUAGUGACCAUGCCUGUGAAGGUUUCGAAUCCCGGGAAGGAAAUUUAUUUGUGUCGUGAACACAGAUAUUUGUUCCUGAUUCUUGGUUGUUUUGUAUGUACUUCAUUACUUAUUUAUUUGUGUAUAUAUCUUUAACGUUGUCUGAGUCUCACAACACAAGCCUUCUUGAGGUUACUGUAGGGCUUACUCAAUUUGUGUAGAAAUGUCCUAUAUUAUUUAUUAAUUUAUUUAUUAGGGCUGUAUAGCCCUCAACUUGGAGUAUGAUCACAGGAGAGACGCGAACCUAAUUGCUGUGUCUAUCUUGGAAUAAAUUCUACUCUUGGUUAAACAAACAUUGCCUACUAAAACCUAUUAUUGGUGUAACAUUGAUAUAUUUAUUUCGCAUAAUGUAAUGUGCUAACACCAUACAUAUUCAUAAAUAUACAUUUAAAAUCGGACAGACAGACAGAUAUGGCGAAUCUAUAAGGGUUCCGUUUUUUGCCAUUUGGCUACGGAACCCUAAAAACAGGGACAUUAUAUUGUGUGACAUAUUACAUUAUGCUAAAAAGUAUAAUCGUCACUAGGCGAUAUCUGAUGCUAGUCACUAUGGGGUCAUUGUUUUGAAUUAUGUUAUGGUUAUUGAUAUAAAUAUAAACCAGUUAAUUAAAGAUGACUUUAAUGCAAUAAUAAUCUUAACAAGGCGAAUUAUUAUUAUAAAAAAAAACUCGACUGCUAACAUAUUUUUUUGAAUUGGUCUUUUCACUAGCUUAUAUAUACCCUAUACCCGUACUAUAGUAAGAAAAAAUAUAUCACUACAACAAUUCUGACGAAUUCAACAACACCUCAUAUAUCAAAAACCGUCCAGCCCUCUGGGACGCAGGACGUGCCAAAGAAAUUGACAUGCAUACAAUCAUACAUACAUACUCUCGAAAAAAAUUCAAGGAACCCUUCUGACGCAGUCGAGUAAAAAUAAUUUUGAAACUUUGUAAUGUUGACAUGAUAGAUAACCUAAAAAAAUGACAGCAUAUUAUACUUCCGUACGAUAAAAAAAUUCAAAACCUGAUAAUUAUGAUCCCUAGAUUUUUUAAUUUUAUAUCCAACUAUUAUAGUGACCCUUCCAAAAAUAUAAUAAGUGCUACGUACUCCCGUUGUAAAUAAAUAAUAAAUGUUUUAUUAAA